Messenger RNA from Hemicordylus capensis (graceful crag lizard), 4461 nucleotides. RefSeq names its product protocadherin-8-like. Bases 255 to 3440 code for a protein of 1061 amino acids. Gene Ontology annotation, biological process: homophilic cell-cell adhesion. The record is from RefSeq and is a predicted model, not a curated record. The transcript has 3 exons. Gene Ontology annotation, molecular function: calcium ion binding. Gene Ontology annotation, cellular component: plasma membrane. Lineage: Eukaryota; Metazoa; Chordata; Lepidosauria; Squamata; Cordylidae.
GCGCCGCUCCGGCUUAGAAGCUGGGUAGAGACAGGCAGGUCAGAGGCAAGGCGCGACGAGCAGGUAGCCAAGAGAAGGUGUCUGAGAAGUGGAAGCGAGCCUGUGCAGUGUAUGGGUCCGGUCCAGGCAACUCCGAUGCAUAGCUAGGGAAGAACUAAUUUACCUGCCGCUGGGAAGAGCCUGGGUCUACUCUCUUUCUCUUACACACAGCACCUGCAGUCUCUCUGAUCGACCCCCAAGAGGGCGCCAGAAAAAUGAAUCCUAGCAGAGACGGGCGCUGCCCCGGCAUCUUUUGCCACUCUCUGAAGCUUUUCUGUCUGGGGUGGCUGAUCUCCUUUGCCCUUGGCAAGACUAUCCGCUACCACACCUAUGAAGAAGACCCUCCCGGCACGGUGAUCGGCACUCUAGCCGAUGAGCUACCCUUGAAGGUGCCCGGAGCAGGAGGCGGCGGGGAAAGAAGUUUCCGCCUGAUGAAGCAGGCGGGCAACAGCUCGCUGGUGCGGGUCCGCGAGCGGGACGGCCAGCUGAGCCUGGGCUCGGAGCGCCUGGACCGCGAGCAGUUGUGCGCGGCGGGCGGGCAGGCGGAGGAGGAGGCGUGCGUGUUGGCCUUCGACGUGGUGAGCCUGGGCGGGCCGCGCGGCGGCGCCCAGCAGUACCGCCUGCUGCACGUGGAGCUGGAGGUGCGCGACAUCAACGACCACGCGCCGCGCUUCCCGCAGCCGCUCAUCGCCCUGGAGGUGUCGGAGAGCGCCGCGCCGGGCACCCGCCUGCCGCUGGGCCUGGCGCACGACCUGGACGCGGGCUCCAACGGCAUCCAGAGCUUCGCCGUCUCGCCCAACAGCCACUUCGGCCUGGAGGUGCAGAGCCGCGCCGACGGGCUGAAGUGCGCCGAGCUGGUGCUGCUGAGCGAGCUGGACCGCGAGGCGCAGGCCUCCUACCGCCUGGAGCUGGUGGCCAAGGACGGCGGCAGCCCGGCGCGCUCGGGCACGGCCACGGUCAGCGUGCGGGUGCUGGACGCCAACGACAACGCGCCCGCCUUCCCGCACGGCGCGCUGCUGACCGUCGAGCUGCCCGAGGACGCGCCGCCGGGCUCGCUGCUGCUCGACCUGGACGCGGCCGACCCGGACGAGGGCGCCAACGGGCAGCUGCUCUACGCCUGGGGCAGCCAGGUGCCGGCCGAGGCGCGCGCCCUCUUCGGCCUCGACCCGCUCUCGGGCCGCCUCAGCCUGCAGGGCGCCGUCGACUACGAGCUGCAGCGCGCCUACGAGCUCGACGUGCAGGCCAGCGACCGCGGCGCCAGCCCCCUGGCGGCCAGCUGCAAGGUGGUGGUGCGCCUGCUCGACGUCAACGACAACGCGCCCGCCGUGGCCAUCAGCGCCCUCAGCGGCGGCGGCGGCGGCAGCGGCCCCUCUUCCCCGGGCUCAGCACAGGCCUCCGCCUCGGACCCCGCCGCCGCCGCCGCGGUGGUGGCCUACGUGAGCGAGGCGGCGGCAGCCGAGAGCCUGGUGGCGCUGGUCAGCACCUCGGACGGCGACGCGGGCGCCAACGGGCAGGUGCGCUGCGCGCUGCUGGCCGCGCCCCACGAGCCCUUCGCCCUGCAGCGCGCCUACGACGCCAGCUACGUGGUGCUCACCACCGGCGCCCUGGACCGCGAGCGCGUGGCCGAGUACAACCUGACGGUGGUGGCCGAGGACCUGGGCUCGCCGCCCGCCAAGACGGUGCGCCGCCUCACCGUGCGCCUGGCCGACGAGAACGACAACGCGCCGCGCUUCGCCAAGGCCCGCUACGAGGUGGCCGUGCUGGAGAACAACCCGCCCGGCGCCUACCUGGCCGCCGUCCUCGCCGCCGACCCGGACCUGGGGCCCAACGGCAAGGUCACCUACCGCCUGCUGGACAGUCAGGUCAUGGGCGCCUCCAUCUCCACCUAUGUCUCUGUGGAUCCAGCCACUGGGGCCAUCUACGCGCUGCGCACUUUCAACUACGAGAUCCUCAAGCAGCUGGAGCUAAGCAUCCAAGCCACAGACGGGGGUUCCCCUCAGCUUUCCAGCACGACUCUGGUCAAGGUGCGGGUGGUGGAUCAGAAUGACAACGCGCCCAUCAUUACUCACCCGGCGUUCACCAACGGCUCUCUGGAGAUCGGGGUGUCCAGCAAAACUCCCCAGGAUUCCCUGGUGGUGCACAUCAAAGCCAGAGACGCCGACGAGGGAGUCAACUCAGAACUGAGCUUUACUUUUCUGGAAGAUCCACAACAGCAGCAGCAGCAGCCACCGCCACUGGACCUCUUUGCCAUCAACAAGAAAACAGGCGAAGUUGUGCUCACUGGCAGCCUCUCGGAAGAGCAGAUGGGCCAAGUUUAUCAGCUGCUCCUCACUGUGGCUGACAACGGACGGCCACCCCUCUCCACCACAGCCACUAUCAGCUUCCAGGUGACUGCCUCCUCACCUGCCACCAGUGGCCAGGACUCAGGUGCCAAGCCCAGCUCUUGGGAAGGAAAGGCACUGCAGUGGGACAUCCCCUUGAUUGUCAUCAUUGUCCUUGCAGGCAGCUGCACUUUGCUGCUCGUGGCCAUCAUCACCAUUGCCACCACUUGCAACAGGCGUAAAAAAGAGAAGAAGGGAGUCUUGGAGGAGCCGCUGGACAGCUCUCACCUGGAGAAGGGGCAGCGUCAAGAGGGCGGCACCUCCUCUAGCCCCCGAGCCAGAGGCAACGGCUUCGAAGUCCAGUCCUUCCCCAGCAAGUCUUCCUUUGCUAGCCCUGAGCCCUCACCAGCCAGUGAAGACAUCCCUGUUUCGGAGAACAGCAGAGAGAGCACCGGUCUCUAUGACAGUCAGAGCAAACUCCGAGGAACAAACGCAGAGUCUUAUACCUCUACCCCUAGUUACAGCAAGGAACCAGUCCCGCCUGUGGCCAUCUGGAAAGGCCAUUCUUUCAACACCAUAUCAGGUAGAGAAGCGGAGAAGUUCAGUGGCAAAGACAGUGGCAAAGGGGAUAGCGACUUCAACGACAGUGAUUCCGACAUCAGUGGGGAUGCCCUUAAGAAGGACCUCAUCACUCACAUGCAGAAUGGACUGUGGGCUUGUACUGCUGAAUGCAAGAUCCUGGGCCACUCAGAUCGAUGCUGGAGUCCCUCCUGUGGCCGCUCCAACCCUCACUCCUCUCCCCACCCAAAGGCCCAGCUGUCCACCUUCUGCAAAAGCACCUCACUGCCCAGAGACUCCCUUCGCCGAGAUAACUUCUACCAAGCACAGCUGCCAAAGACUGUGGGGCUGCAGAGUGUCUAUGAGAAAGUGUUGCACAGGGAUUAUGACAGGACAAUCACAUUGCUCUCCCCUCCUCAUCCGGGGAGGCUGCCAGACCUGCAAGAGAUCUCGGUGCCCUUAUACCAAGCCCCCUCAACUCGCUAUUUAGGUCCUCCACCUGAGACCAGUCAGAAAGUUUAACUGCUACUUUGUGCUUCACGAGCUGAGGCUCACAAGUGUCAGACCCAGGAGCUGUUGCUGAUGCUGGGGCCUCAGGCCCAAUGUCCAAAACUAUGUGUUUGCUGGGGGGUUUCCCCCCUCACUGCAGUUGCAGGCUGAGUUGGAGAGGACAGUGACUCUGAGCAUGUGCAGAGUGUCCUACUCACUGCUCAGUGAUCACAGCCAGCCCCUAUACAGUACACUUUCAAGGUUACAGGGAAGGUCUCUGUAUCCUAGCACCUAUUCGUUUAAACAAAAUUAAGCACUGCUUCCAUCCCCACUACCCCACCCCAAGCAUGCACCUACAUGAAUCAACACCGCUAGGCCAUUCCUGAAGCUCUUAAAUUAUUGACCGAGUCCAGUGAUGUAUAUAGGAAUAAAUGAAACGUGCCUUAAAAUAUAUAUACAUUUAUAGAUAGAUAUGUUUGUAUGUGUAUUUAUAUACAUAUACUCACACACGUAUACAUAUGUAUAUUAUAUGUAUAUAUGUAUAUGGUGUGUAAAUGAAACUGUUGGGAAAUAUUUCCAAUUACAUUGGUAAUGUUUGAUAUUUGCAAACAAAAAACUUUGUAGUUUAUGUAAUUUUUAUGAAAUGUGCAGUAUUUAAUUUUUCCCCCUCUGUUGCUCUCUUGCUUCACCCCAUGGCCUGCCAUUUUUGUAGUGGUUUUUUUAGCCUGUAUAUGGUGUAAUGUAAUGUUUGUAUAUAAGGAAAUUCCAUUCUAUUUUUAUAUAAUAAAACCUGGGAAGGACCAGAAAUUCUUGCCAAAGGAACUGUCUAAAAGACAUGUGCAGAAGAAGAAAAAGAAACACUGAAUCCUUUAGAAUUGCAUAAAGGAACUUGCUCUUUCACAAUUUAAUGAUAGUUAAGAAACUUGUGUGUUGGAAAGAUUGCCUUGCCAAGUGUGAAUUGUGUUUCUGGAGUCCAUGGAGUUUCAAGCUAAAUGUGGUUUAAUUAUUCUGUGUCACUUAUAUACACACACUAAUAAAGGACUUGUUACAUGUU